This is a messenger RNA of Zonotrichia leucophrys gambelii, 5212 nucleotides long. RefSeq names its product EPH receptor A8 (gene EPHA8). Gene Ontology annotation, biological process: axon guidance; protein phosphorylation; ephrin receptor signaling pathway. Lineage: Eukaryota; Metazoa; Chordata; Aves; Passeriformes; Passerellidae. The record is from RefSeq and is a predicted model, not a curated record. Gene Ontology annotation, molecular function: transmembrane-ephrin receptor activity; protein binding; ATP binding. The transcript is spliced from 17 exons. The coding region runs from base 107 to 3112 and encodes 1001 amino acids. Gene Ontology annotation, cellular component: plasma membrane; dendrite.
UGCCUUUGCAUUGCCGGCCACUGCCGGAGCUCUGGGCAGAGGCAGCUCGCUCGCAGAGGUGCUGGGACAACCGAGGUGGCCCUGCGCUGGUGGCCCCCGCCGGACCAUGGCAUGGGCACAGGGGGAUCUGACAUCCUCGCUCUCCAUCGUCAUAACCUUGGCUGCCUGCCUCUCGGCCACCACCAGCGAAGUGAACUUGCUAGACACAUCAACAAUCCUGGGAGACUGGGGCUGGAUGACUUAUCCCUCACAUGGGUGGGAUUCAAUCAAUGAAAUGGAUGAGUUUUUCAGCCCCAUCCACACCUACCAGGUGUGUAACGUCAUGACCCCCAACCAGAACAACUGGCUCCGGACCAACUGGGUGCAGCGGGACGGGGCGCGGCGCGUGUACGCAGAGAUCAAAUUCACGCUGAGGGACUGUAACAGCAUGCCAGGCGUGCUGGGCACCUGCAAGGAGACCUUCAACCUCUACUACAUGGAGUCUGACCGGGACCUGGGCACCAGCACCCGCGAGAGCCAGUUCCUCAAGAUCGACACCAUCGCAGCAGACGAGAGCUUCACCAACGUGGACCUGGGCGUGCGGCGCCUGAAGCUGAACACGGAGGUGCGGGGCGUGGGGCCGCUAAGCAAGAGGGGCUUCUACCUGGCCUUCCAGGACAUUGGCGCCUGCAUCGCCAUCGUCUCGGUGCGCGUGUACUACAAGAAGUGCCCGGCCACCGUGAGGAACCUGGCGUCCUUCUCUGAGGCCGUGACUGGGGCAGACUCGUCCUCCCUGGUGGAAGUGCGGGGAGAGUGCGUGGGCCAUUCCGAGGAGAGGGACACCCCCAAGAUGUACUGCAGUGCCGAGGGAGAGUGGCUGGUGCCCAUCGGGAAGUGUGUGUGCAGCGCUGGCUAUGAGGAGCAGCGGGAUUCCUGCAUGGCCUGCCAGCUGGGAUUUUACAAAUCAGCCCCUGGGGACCAGCUGUGUGCCAAAUGUCCCCUGCACAGCCACUCGGAGAGCCGGGCAGCUCGUGUGUGCCACUGUGACAGCAGCUUCUACCGCGCCGUGCAGGACCCUCCCUCGGCCGCCUGCACACGGCCCCCCUCUGCUCCGGUGAACCUGAUCUCCAGCGUGAACGGCACCUCGGUGACGCUGGAGUGGGGCCCGCCGCUGGACAAGGGCGGCCGCGCGGACGUCGUGUACAACGUGCGGUGCCGGCGCUGCGCGGGCGCUGCGGGGCCGUGCGAGGCCUGUGGCAGCGGCAUCCGCUUCGUGCCGCAGCAGAUGCGCCUGGAGCAGGGAGCGCUCACCGUCACUAACCUGCUGGCACACACCAACUACUCCUUCUGGGUGGAGGCCGUCAACGGCGUCUCCGACCUCAGCCUGGAGUCCAGGAGAGCUGCAGUGGCCAACAUCACGACAAACCAGGCAGCCCCAUCACAGGUGGUGGUGGUGCAUCAGGAGAGCACAGGCCAGAACAGUGUCACCUUGCUGUGGCAAGAGCCAGACCAGCCCAACGGCAUCAUCCUGGAGUAUGAGAUCAAGUACUAUGAGAAGGACAAGGAAAUGCAGAGCUACUCAACUCUGAAAUCCAAAAGCACCACUGCCACCAUCUCUGGGCUCAAGCCUGCAACCCGCUACAUUUUCCAGGUGCGGGCUCGCACCUCUGCCGGCUGCGGGAGGUUCAGUCAGACUGUGGAGGUGGAAACGGGGAAGCCAGUGUCUCUCCGGUAUGACACGAUGACGAUUGUCUGGAUCUGCCUGUCACUCAUCACUGGCCUUGUCACCUUGCUGCUGGUUUUGAUCUGCAAGAAGAGGCACUGUGGGUACAGCAAGGCUUUCCAGGACUCUGAUGAGGAGAAGAUGCAUUAUCAGAAUGGGCAAGCAGGGCUGCCUGAGAGUGCUGAUCUCCUCUCUCCACUUUGCAACCCGGCAGUGAAGUUCCCUGAGUCCAAGUUCUAUGUGGACCCCCACACAUACGAGGACCCCUGCCAAGCUGUGCAUGAGUUCACCCGGGAAAUAGAGGCCUCCCGGAUCAAGAUUGAGAAGGUCAUCGGGUCUGGGGAGUCUGGAGAGGUGUGCUACGGCCGCCUGAAGCUGCCAGGGAAGAGGGAGAUUCCCGUGGCCAUCAAAGCACUGAAGGCUGGCUACACAGAGAAGCAGAGACGGGACUUCCUGAGCGAGGCCAGCAUCAUGGCACAGUUCGACCACCCCAACGUCAUCCACCUGGAGGGGGUGGUCACCAGGAGCAAAUUGGUAAUGAUUGUUACUGAAUACAUGGAGAACGGCUCGCUAGACACCUUCCUCAGGAAACACGACGGGCAAUUCACCAUCAUCCAGCUGGUGGGGAUGCUGCGGGGCAUUGGGGCAGGCAUGAGGUACCUGUCUGACCUAGGCUACGUGCACCGGGACCUGGCCGCCCGCAACAUCCUGGUCAACAGCAACCUGGUGUGCAAGGUGUCUGACUUCGGCCUCUCCCGCAUCCUGGAGGACGACCCCGACGCUGCCUACACCACCACGGGGGGGAAGAUCCCGAUCCGCUGGACAGCUCCUGAGGCCAUCGCGUACCGCAAGUUCUCCUCGGCCAGCGACGUGUGGAGCUACGGGAUCGUCAUGUGGGAGGUGCUGGCCUACGGCGAGCGGCCCUACUGGAACAUGACCAACCGCGACGUCAUCACCUCAGUGGAGGAAGGCUACCGCCUGCCUGCGCCCAUGGGCUGCCCCAGCCCCCUGCACCAGCUGAUGCUGGACUGCUGGCAGAAGGAGCGCAGUGAGCGGCCUCGCUUCUCCCACAUUGUGGGCAUCCUGGACAAGCUGAUCCGCAACCCCGACAGCCUCAAGUGCACAGGCACCAUCAACAGGUUCACCCAGCCACGCCUGGACAGGGGUCUCCUGGACCUGAGCAGCUGCCUGACUGUGGAGGACUGGCUGGACUCCAUCCGCCUGGGGCACUACCGCGACAACUUCGCCAUGGCCGGGUACUCCUCCCUGGGCAUGGUGAUGCACAUGAACCUCGAGGAUGUUCGGAGUCUGGGCAUCACCAUGAUGGGCCACCAGAAGAAGAUCUUGAGCAGCAUCCAGGCCAUGAGAUCCCAGCUGCUGAACACGAACGGCCCCAGGAGGCAUCUCUGACCAAAAGCUCUGCAGAGCUGCAUCAGGCAUUCCUUAACACUUACCCUGGCAAAGGGGCUGCAGGGUGGUGAGCAGGAACAGGGGCACCAGCAGCUGGAGCCCUGCCAGCAUCUCUGUGAUUUCAGCAUUGGUGGAAACGUGGUGUUCCAGAUACCUUGGGGGUCCUGCUGCUUCCUUCCCCCAGGGGAAGGGGGGAGCAGCCUUACAAGCAGACACAUCAUGAUUCUGCCAUUUCCCUGUGGGACUGGGGGUGUCCCCACAGCUGUGCAGGACAGGAGAAAACCCCUUCACCCAGUGGGAUGGUCCAGCAGCUCCUGCAGGUGCAGGGGCAUCAGCCACAUCAGCAAUAAGCAAGAGCAGUGGGCUGGGCUUGCCAUGGCACACAGCUCCUGUGGAUCAGGCAGCUCCUGGGAUCUCUGAACGGAGCAAGAUCUGCACCCUGCACACAGCAGGGACUGCCCUGCUCCCUGCACCUCCCAGCACGCUCCAGCCUGGGCCUCCCAACUGCACCUGCCUGAAGGUGACUUCAUGGCCCACCUCCAGGGGACAGAAAACAAGGUAGCAGUGCCAGGAGCACCUGGCUCUGCCCUCAGACCAUCCCACCCAGCUGGGAGGAGAGUUGUCCAGGGCCUUCUGCCUGGAGACUCAAGAAGCCCUGGAGUGCUGCAGGACACUCUCCACCUCUUCAAGCCACCAGCACUACUGCAUGGAUCCAGCACAGCCCUCCAGGCAGCCCAGGCAUAUUUCCUAGGGCCACAAGCUCAGGUUUCUCUGCCAGCAGAAUCAUCCUGGCCUCCCCCAGAAGAGAGAGGAAAGGGAGAGUGUGCUCCCAUGUCACAUGAUAGAGGGACAGAGAAACAGCUCUGCUUUGUUCUUACACUGUCCUAGAGAGGCCCAUGAGCUGUGCCAUCACCUGGCUGCCAGUGCCCAGGGCUGCUCAUCACCUGCAGAGGAGGGGUCCUGGCCGUGUUUCCAGCUGCAAUCACAGCAUCCUGUGGCUGGGGACAGAGGUUCUGGGCACAGACCUCCCUGCUGGUGACCCUGGGAGAGUGGUCUGUCCUCCACAGGAGCAUCUCUGGGUGAGCUUGCCUGGUGCUGAGCAGUGGCCUCCAGAGAUGUGUGGAGCUGGUCCAAGAGGCUGAGCUGGGUGCAGAGGUGCAGAUAACUGGGGAGUGGGGCAGGCUGUGGGCUGGGAGUUUCCUUUUGGUGUAAAUACAAUUUUCUAUGGGUUUGGGAGCUGUUUUACUGAAGUAGGAUGUUAGGUACACAAAAUGGUCUCAAAGCACAGAAGCCUCAGUUGUGGGGCUGAACUCACUGCAAAAAACACGUGCCGGGAGCAUGGCUGGGGGUGACAGGAGGGGAGGGACACUGGGGAGGAGCCUCAGUCCCUGCAGGGUCCAGCCUGACCCCAGCAGCCUGUCCUUCCCUCGGCACAGCAAACCCAGCAGCACUCCAGUGCAGGUGCUGUGGGAUGGGGCCUGGGGGCUGCUCCUGCCAGGCCUGCUGGGGCACAGGGGGGUGGGGGGUGGGUUAAAGCCAUUUCUCAGCUGCAAUAAUCCUGGCUAAACCAGCCUGUCCGGGGCUGGCUUGGCUGUCCACGCAGAGCACUUGUGUGCUGAUGGAUUCUCUGACUAUGGUGGGUAUUUUACUUCUUCCUAUGGAAGCUUUUUGUGAGGGGGACAGAUGCAAUGUGUUGUUUCAUUUGUAUUGCACCCUGCAUCCUGCACUCAGCCCUGGCACACUCCCUCCCCACAGCCAGCAUGUGAUGAAGCUCAUCCAAGCCCUGCAGCACAGGCGGCUGGUGCUGGCCCUGUCCUCUCUUCCCAACAUUUGGGACUCUGUCACAGACACGUGAGAGCAGAGGUCAGAGCAGUGCCACACCUGUGUCCUUGGGGUUUGCUGGGCAGCCCCAGCCAGGUGGGCUGCAGGAUCUGAGGCUGGGAGCUGCCAGAUGGCCCCUUUGCAGGUGGUUCAUGAGUCAGAUCCUGCAGUGUGGGGUCCCUGCGCUGCUCCUGGCUGUGGGGAUGGUGGGGCAGGGUUUGCCUUUUAUGUUCAGAGUGUGUGCUUCCCCCUGGACAAUAAAAAUCCCUCUUUCCGUGA